Toxoplasma gondii ME49 is the source of this 3591-nucleotide messenger RNA. RefSeq lists its product as hypothetical. The transcript has a single exon. Bases 851 to 1987 code for a protein of 378 amino acids. The record is from RefSeq and is a predicted model, not a curated record. Lineage: Eukaryota; Apicomplexa; Conoidasida; Eucoccidiorida; Sarcocystidae.
UGGGUGAGUCAUGACAUCACGUGUAUCGGCUACGUCAUCGAGGGUCGUGACGCAGAUCUGUGGCGAGCGGUAGCAGAACACGUGCGUUGCAGGCCACACAUUUGUUUAGUCUUUCUUGUUAAAGCCAUGUUGUGUUUUUCUGAGCUAAAAGACAGGUAUUCUCACUGCAGUCGGCAGGGAGAGACCGAGCCGAAACAAACGUAACAGAUCCAUCGAAGCACACCGAAAAACUACCAAACUUUUCUUUUCACCGUACUUAGUCACCCUCACAGGUACUACACUGGUUGUGGAUUAUAAUAACCGGCACGCCCAUCAUUAUCGGCACACCUUGCAAGAACACGGAAGCAGAUCAUCGUAGGUAGUGAUGCAAGCGCUAAUAGAUGCAUCGAUACGUUAUCAAUGAAAGCGUUUUUCCCCGCGUCUCGGCGACCAGACGAAAGAGCAUGCAUACAACGCAAUUGAGACGAGUCCGGGAGACGCCGCCGCGUACCCGAGAGAUCCAGUAGCGUACAGCUGGGCGGAAUUAUAUAUUUUCGUCCUGCAAAUUUCUUCCGUAGGCGCUUGUACGACUUUCUGCAGUGCCGCUUGGAAGGGGUGAAGGUACGCCAAUUUUGCUGAGGCUCUGAGAGGCGCCGUGCACUGCCAGUCGUGUUUCUUCGGGGCUUUUAGAGCUUCCAGAGCAUGCAGCGAGAGGCUCUGUUCACGCUCGUUGCGAUAUUUUCCACCCAAUGGGGUUGAUGAGCAAUCCUGUUAUCUGUGGAUAACGGCAACUCUGGUUACUUUGCCCGCGACUACUGGGCCGUCGCUCGUGCAUGUUUGGUUCCACAGCCAUUUUUCAUUUCCCAUCGCAAUGUAUCCCCUGACUGUUUACUCGAUUCUUGCUGUGGUUGGCCUCAGCCUUGUCUGCCGAGGGAUUGCGACAGAGCAAGUGGUCGCAGCUGCCGCCAAAUCAAACUCCGAAGAAACCGUUUCCACAGGAAUCGGCGAAUCUGCAGAAGCAAGCCCCGUUAAUCGCCCCAGGCCGAAACCGCCUUCAGGUGAUGCGAAACGUGCUAAUUCCGUGGCAGUCGCGAAUACCAUCAUCCCCCGAUACGGGGAAGCCUCCGUCGAUGACACACAGCGACGGGGUCUCGCGCGGGUAACACCGAGACCUCGACUCCGCAAGUCUCAGAGACGGUCCAGCUCACUGUCCAGACGACAGCGACUGUUAUAUAAAGUUGGCGCGGUUAUAAUUGCAGUUGUAGGGGCGGCAAUAGCCUUCAAAACCUGGUAUUCGAAGCGUCAAUAUGAGCUUCGUGAACGAGCGUUCUGUUACACGCGUGGUCGCGCUGAUGUAGCACAAGCAUUAGUUGAUGGACUUCUGACGGAGAGGCACAAGGUGAAUAUUCUCAUCAAUCGUGCCCGGCAAGAAGAGUCUGAGGCCAAGGGUACUGCUGAACACCGGGAACUUGUGAAAGUACGGGAAGCUUUGGAAGAUUUUGACGUGCUACUGGAAAAACAGCGGCAAAAUGCAGAAGCACAGUGGAGCGAGUUAUCUGCCGCAGCAGCUGAAAUUGGCAACAAAAUUGACGUUAGAACCCUUGUCAGAACUGACCCGGACAAAGCCCAGGCGUCAGAGGAAGGACGCUUAUAUCAAGCAAAACAUUUCUGGCAGCAGCUCCAGCCGGAGGAGGAGGCACUCCGAGGCCAGCUAUUACCAGACGUAGUCAGGUUGGAGGGUGAAGUCAGGGAAGCUCGCGACAGAGACCUUCCUUCAUUGAGCAUGCUUUAUCAACAGUUGGAGCAAGCGAACCGUCGGAGGGUAGUAAGCACUGUGGACGACCAGCUGGAAAGACUCAAUCGACAACUGCCGCACAUGGUGGGUAUGGAUCCAGACUACGCCGAGGAGCACAUCCUGUACACGCAGCUUCCUCUCAGAGGCCCCGCCUACGUUCGGAUGUCAGAGGACGUACUGCGACAAGUACAGGCGGAACCGAAACAGACUUGAGCCGGAUUAACCUUAGCAGGCCCGCUUGACCUGCUAGCUGCCACAGAAAACCAAUAAUGCAAUGAGCAUUACGCGUCUGCUGUACUGACAUGUCGAUCAAAGGCGACUGCGCUCUCGACGGUGGAGGACAGUGUCUGAAGCGAGAUUUGACGAGUUAAUUACCAAAUACAGGCAGACCUGUGCGCUUGUCGGUGGCAAGUUGAUGUUGAUGGAGUCUAGCCGGACGUGUCGAAUGAUUUGGAGCGGGCACACGUCGAACUGCUCGAGUUAUUCGGGGUUUGCUGCUGAGUUUCGGAGGCACUGUGACGCCCAGAAUAUCCAUCUGGAACCCGCGAUAUGGGGUCGUCUCAUUGAAGUGCGUUUCUGUGUAAAACAUGGCGCCCCAUUGGCUGCCACCUGAGCGCUGAAAAUGACUGCUGGAAUACGAAAACGACCAAAUAUUUAUCAACAUGUUUGGAGCGGUGAAAGGAAAAGUGAUAAACACUGCGCUCGAGGAAGUUUUCUGCAUGAAUCGUUACCUGUCAGCCGAAGCCGUGGGACAUACGAUGUGUGACAAUAUCCCGGUGACACAAUCAUUGCCGUUUUUGGCAGAGCGAUUGUGCCAUCAAUUUUGCUGGCGAUUUGCGGAUUUGUGAUCUGUGUCACACUAAUUGAAGAGAGAGCAUUCCGAAACACAGGUGAAGGCGGUUUCCUUUUAGUUAGGGUCACGGGGUGGCUGGCAUGGUCCUCAUGUUCGGAUAUUUGCGUUUGAGGACAGUGCUGGUACACGUUUAUUUUUGGGACAAGGGGGAAAAGAAGGUGUUUACCACAUUAUCCGAAGAGCGGUCCGAGGAGAAAAGGAACAGCGCCCUCAUCGUCUGACGUAGAGUUUGGGCUGUGUGUAAUGGCGACUGUGUUCAAUCAGAAAAGUUGACGCAGAGGGCUUACUAUGAGAGGUGGAGCGACGCAGCGAGCCAUAGUUUUGUAUCGUUGGAUGCUUUGUGCAUAGUUGUAUUUUUAUGUAUCCGUAAACCUGCUCAUCUGUGAGUGUACCAAUGAAACACAAGCGUUCCUCUUCUAGGCUUUAGGGAGAUAUGAAUGUGAUGUUCGACUGUGUCUCGUCAUGUCUUACGCUAUCGAUAUACAGUGGCAGCACUAUCUGGGACUCUUGGGUUGCGGUGCUCUCGUUGAGGUGCUAUCCGUUUUCUGUCAAGAUACGUCUGGACUUCAGUUGGCAGUCAAGCGGGUCGCCGCUGAGUGUUUUGUUUUUACGAGGUGAUGUGACCUCUAUUGGCGCUGCUUCUUGAUGUUCUAUGUGUGCCAUUUAUCCGGAUAUUCACUCCCACAGUCGCUGUCACAGUUGCCAGAAGCCAGCCAAGGACUGGCGGAGUAUCGCACACAUUUUGCCACCGGCUACAUGUAUUUUGGGGAAGUUGUGUACGUACCGGCUCCGUUGUGUUUCGUAGUACAAACAGCGCACAACUCCCCAGCGUGCUGCCGGGGACAUCAAGGUCCGCAACUCAUUUCAAGAGCUUUUUUUCUAGGAGACACAGAAUCUACGGACCACGGGAACGAUGUAGGUGGAAGAGGUAGCGCGUGUGGCUUAUUCUUCACGUAUCUAGGUU